CGGCCGUACGUUCCGCUGGUGGUGGGGGCGGACUGGGCUCCUGCUUCCGGUGUGGUGUCAUGGCGGCCUCGGAGCUCUGAUGGCUGCGGGGAGCUGAGAAGCCGAGACCUAGACAGGGACACAGAGACCCUCCCCGCCCCCUCCCUCUCUCCCCUCGGGGAGCCGCCCCCCCUCCCGGCCGGGCAGGCGGCGGGACAUGGCGGCCCACAAGCCGGUGGAGUGGGUGCAGGCCGUGGUGAACCGCUUCGACGAGCAGCUUCCCAUAAAAGCUGGCCAGCAGAAUACUCACACCAAAGUCAGCACAGAACAUAAUAAGGAAUGUCUCAUAAACAUUUCCAAGUACAAGUUUUCCCUGGUCAUAAGUGGUCUCACUAAUAUCUUAAAAAAUGUUAACAAUAUGAGGAUAUUUGGAGAAGCUGCUGAAAAGAAUUUAUAUCUCUCUCAGCUGAUUAUAUUGGAUACACUGGAAAAAUGUCUUGCUGGGCAACCAAAGGACACGAUGCGACUAGAUGAGACAAUGCUGGUCAAACAGUUGCUGCCAGAAAUCUGCCAUUUUAUCCAUACAUACCGUGAAGGAAACCAACAUGCAGCCGAACUUCGCAAUUCUGCCUCUGGGGUUCUCUUCUCUCUCAGUUGCAAUAAUUUUAAUGCAGUCUUCAGCCGCAUUUCUACCAGAUUACAGGAACUGACUGUGUGUUCGGAAGAUAAUGCUGAUGUUCAUGAUAUUGAACUUUUACAGUAUAUUAGUGUGGACUGCAUAAAACUGAAACGAAUAUUGCAAGAGACCGUAUUUAAGUUUAAAGCCCUAAAGAAAGUAGCUCAACUGGCAGUUAUAAACAGUCUUGAAAAGGCAUUUUGGAACUGGGUGGAAAACUAUCCUGAUGAAUUCACAAAGCUGUACCAGACACCACAGACUGAUAUGGCAGAUUGUGCAGAGAAGUUGUUUGACUUGGUGGAUGGGUUUGCCGAAAGCACGAAACGUAAAGCAGCAGUUUGGCCACUGCAAAUCAUUCUUCUUGUCCUGUGUCCAGAAAUCAUUCAAGAUAUAGCCAAGGAUGUGGUGGAGGAAACCAAAAUAAACAAGAAACUGUUUCUGGACAACCUCAGGAAAGCACUUGCAAGCCAUAGUGGGAGCAGACAGCUGACUGAAAGUGCUGCUAUUGCUUGUGUUAAACUGUGCAAAGCAUCUACCUACAUCAACUGGGAAGAUAAUUCUGUCAUUUUCCUUCUAGUGCAGUCCAUGGUUGAUGAUCUUAAGACCUUGCUGUUUAAUCCAAGUAAACCUUUCUCAAGAGGCAAUCAGAAUGCAGAUGUAGACCUUAUGAUAGACUGCUUAGUUUCCUGCUUUCGCAUAAACCCUCAGAACAACCCAUACCUUAAGAUCUGCUUGGCACAGAAUUCCCCAUCAACGUUUCAUUAUGUGCUGGUAAACUCACUCCAGCGAAUAAUCACAAAUUCUGAAGUAGACUGGUGGCCCAAGAUUGAUGCUGUGUACUGUCAUUCCGUGGAACUCCGCAGCAUGUUCAGUGAAACACUUCAAAAAGCUGUGCAGAGUUGUGGGGCGCAUCCAGCAAUUCGUAUGACACCGAGUCUUACAUUUAAAGAGAAAAUGACAAGCCUUAAAUUUAAAGAAAAACCUACAGACUUGGAAACCAGAAGUUAUAAGUUUUUGCUGUUAUCCAUGGUAAAACUGUUACAUGCUGAUCCAAAGCUCUUGCUGUAUAAUCCAAGGAAGCAAGGGCCUGAGACACAGAGCAGCACUGCUGAAUUAAUUACUGGACUUGUACAACUUGUUCCACAGUCCAACAUGCCAGAAAUAGCCCAAGAAGCCAUGGAGGCCUUGCUAGUUCUUCAUCAGUUAGACAGCAUUGAUUUAUGGAAUCCAGAUGCACCCAUAGAAACAUUUUGGGAAAUUAGUUCACAAAUGCUUUUCUAUAUCUGCAAGAAACUAACUGGUCAUCAGAUGCUCAGCAGCACAGAAAUCCUCAAGUGGUUGCGUGAGAUUCUGAUCUGUAGGAACAAAUUUCUUCUAAAAAAUAAAGAAAUGCCUUCAAGGAGCUUCAAGAGAUGUGUUCUGGAACAAACAUGCCCAUUUCAGCAAUCAGAUAGGAGUUCCUGUCAUUUUCUCUUCCUUUAUGGGGUAGGAUGUGAUGUCUCUGGCGGUGGAGCUAGUCAGCUUUCUCUUGACCAUGAAGAGAUGCGCUGUGCUCCGGGAGCUACCCUCAGGAAAGGAAAAGGCAACUCUUCCAUGGAAAGUACAGCAGGAUGCAGUGGAACUCCAAUAUGUCGCCAAGCCCAAACAAAAUUAGAGGUUGCCCUGUACAUGUUUCUGUGGAGUCCUGACAUUGAGGCAGUUCUUGUUGCGAUGUCCUGUUUCCGUCAUCUCUGUGAGGAAGCAGAUAUCAGGUGUGGAGUAGAUGAAGUCUCGGUACAUAAUUUUUUGCCAAACUACAACACCUUCAUGGAGUUUGCGUCUGUCAGCAAUAUGAUGUCAACAGGGAGAGCAGCUCUUCAGAAAAGAGUGAUGGCAUUAUUAAGGCGCAUUGAACAUCCAACUGCAGGCAACACUGAAGCAUGGGAAGAUACACAUGCAAAGUGGGAACAAGCUACAAAACUAAUCCUCAACUACCCAAAGACCAAAAUGGAAGAUGGCCAGGUUACUGAUAGUCUUCACAAGACAAUUGUGAGGCGACGAAUGUCUCAUGUUAGUGGGGGAGGCUCCAUAGACUUGUCUGACACGGAUUCUCUGCAGGAAUGGAUCAACAUGACAGGGUUCUUGUGUGCUCUCGGAGGAGUGUGUCUCCAGCAUCGUAGCAAUGCAGGAUUAGCAACUUACAGCCCACCCAUGGGUCCAAUCAAUGAGCGUAAAGGCUCCAUGAUAUCUAUGAUAUCCACCGAGGGAAAUGCAGAGACUCCUGUUAGCAAAUUCAUAGAUAGAUUACUAUCGCUAAUGGUCUGUAACCAUGAGAAAGUGGGACUUCAGAUACGGACUAAUAUUAAAGAUCUGGUGGGCCUGGAAUUGAGUCCAGCACUUUAUCCCAUGCUGUUUAACAAACUGAAGAAUACCAUCAGCAAAUUUUUUGACUCUCAAGGACAGGUUUUGUUAACUGAAACCAACACACAAUUUGUAGAGCAGACAAUUGCUAUAAUGAAAAACCUGCUUGAUAAUCAUACUGAUGGGAGCUCAGAACAUCUGGGGCAAGCCAGCAUAGAGACCAUGAUGCUAAAUCUAGUCAGAUACGUACGUGUGCUUGGAAAUUUGGUACAUGCAAUUCAAAUAAAAACUAAACUCUGUCAGCUAGUGGAGGUAAUGAUGGAGAGGCGAGAUGACCUUUCGUUUUGCCAAGAGAUGAAAUUUAGGAACAAAAUGGUGGAAUAUCUGACAGACUGGGUUAUGGGCACAUCCAACCAAGCAACAGAUGAAGACGUAAAAUGCCUGACAAGAGAUCUAGACCAAGCAAGUAUGGAAGCAGUGGUCUCUCUUCUCGCUGGGCUUCCACUACAGCCUGAAGAAGGAGAUGGUGUUGAACUGAUGGAAGCCAAAUCCCAAUUAUUUCUUAAAUAUUUCACUCUAUUUAUGAAUCUUCUAAAUGACUGUAGUGAAGUUGAAGAUGAAAGUGCACAAACAGGUGGCAGGAAACGUGGAAUGUCUCGAAGACUGGCUUCGUUGCGACACUGCACUGUUCUUGCUAUGUCAAACUUACUCAAUGCUAAUGUGGACAGUGGCCUUAUGCACUCAAUAGGCUUAGGUUAUCACAAAGAUCUCCAAACAAGAGCUACGUUCAUGGAAGUCCUCACCAAAAUUCUACAGCAGGGUACAGAGUUUGAUACACUAGCAGAAACUGUACUAGCAGAUCGGUUUGAGAGAUUGGUGGAAUUGGUCACUAUGAUGGGUGACCAAGGAGAGCUACCUAUUGCUAUGGCAUUGGCCAAUGUGGUGCCUUGUUCGCAGUGGGAUGAACUAGCUCGUGUCCUGGUCACUCUCUUUGACUCUCGGCACUUGCUCUACCAGCUGCUUUGGAACAUGUUUUCUAAGGAAGUGGAACUGGCAGAUUCCAUGCAGACUCUGUUCAGGGGAAAUAGUUUGGCCAGUAAAAUAAUGACUUUCUGUUUUAAGGUAUAUGGUGCUACAUAUCUGCAGAAGCUCUUGGAACCUUUAUUAAGGACCGUGAUCAUGUCCUCUGAAUGGCAACAUGUCAGCUUUGAGGUGGAUCCUACAAGAUUGGAGCAUACAGAAAGUCUUGAAGCCAACCAACGGAGUCUCCUGCAGAUGACUGAGAAAUUCUUCCAUGCAAUCAUUAAUUCCUCUUCUGAGUUUCCACCCCAGCUUCGCAGCGUGUGCCAUUGUCUGUACCAGGCAACUUGCCACUCUCUACUGAAUAAAGCUACCGUAAAAGAAAAAAAGGAAAACAAAAAAUCAGUUGUCAGCCAGCGGUUUCCUCAGAACAGCAUUGGAGCAGUUGGAAGUGCCAUGUUCCUAAGGUUCAUCAAUCCUGCAAUUGUCUCCCCUUAUGAGGCAGGGAUUUUAGAUAAAAAGCCUCCACCUAGAAUUGAAAGGGGCUUGAAGUUAAUGUCAAAGAUACUUCAAAGUAUUGCCAACCAUGUCUUGUUUACGAAAGAAGAACAUAUGCGGCCUUUUAAUGACUUUGUAAAAAGCAACUUUGAUGCAGCACGAAGGUUUUUUCUUGAUAUUGCAUCUGAUUGUCCUGCUAGUGACACUGUCAAUCACAGUCUCUCCUUCAUUAGUGAUGGCAAUGUACUUGCCUUACACCGUUUACUUUGGAACAAUCAGGAGAAGAUUGGCCAGUAUCUUUCCAGCAACAGAGAUCACAAAGCUGUUGGAAGGCGACCUUUUGACAAAAUGGCUACUCUUCUUGCCUACCUGGGUCCACCUGAGCACAAGCCUGUGGCAGACACACACUGGUCCAGUCUAAAUCUCACCAGUUCCAAAUUUGAAGAAUUUAUGACUAGGCACCAGGUACAUGAAAAAGAGGAGUUCAAGGCAUUGAAAACAUUAAAUAUUUUCUAUCAAGCCGGGACGUCAAAAGCUGGCAAUCCUGUUUUCUACUACAUUGCUCGGCGGUUCAAAACAGGUCAGAUCAACGGUGAUUUAUUGAUAUACCAUGUUCUUCUAACUUUGAAGCCAUACUAUGCUAAGCCAUAUGAGAUUGUAGUGGACCUCACUCACGCCGGGCCCAGCAAUCGCUUUAAAACAGACUUCCUUUCCAAGUGGUUUGUAGUGUUUCCAGGCUUCGCUUAUGAAAAUGUCUCAGCAGUUUAUAUUUACAACUGCAACUCUUGGGUAAGAGAAUACACCAAAUACCACGAGAGGCUUCUGACAGGCCUGAAAGGCAGCAAAAGACUUAUUUUCAUAGACUCUCCCGGGAAAUUGGCAGAACACAUUGAACAUGACCAGCAGAAACUUCCAGCUGCUACCUUGGCUUUGGAAGAAGACUUGAAAGUAUUCCACAAUGCUCUCAAACUCGCCCACAAAGACACCAAAGUUUCUAUUAAAGUUGGGUCUACCGCUGUGCAGGUAACAUCAGCAGAUCGAACAAGAGUCCUGGGACAGACAGUGUUUCUAAAUGACAUUUACUAUGCCUCUGAGAUUGAGGAGAUAUGUCUAGUUGAUGAGAACCAGUUCACCUUAACCAUUGCCAACCAAGGCACACCACUCACCUUCAUGCAUCAGGAGUGCGAAGCCAUCGUGCAGUCCAUCAUUCACAUACGGACUCGAUGGGAGCUGUCACAACCAGACUCCAUCCCACAGCAUACUAAAAUCCGCCCUAAGGAUGUCCCUGGAACACUACUGAAUAUAGCAUUGCUUAACCUGGGAAGCUCAGACCCUAGUUUACGGUCUGCUGCCUAUAAUCUUCUGUGUGCCUUAACCUGUACCUUUAAUUUAAAGAUUGAGGGCCAGUUACUGGAGACUUCAGGUCUGUGUAUCCCUGCCAACAACACCCUUUUUAUUGUGUCAAUUAGUAAGACUCUGGCAGCUAAUGAGCCACACCUUACCUUAGAGUUUUUGGAAGAGUGUAUUUCUGGAUUUAGCAAAUCUAGUAUUGAACUGAAACACCUUUGCCUGGAAUAUAUGACUCCCUGGUUGUCGAAUCUGGUCCGAUUCUGUAAGCACAAUGAUGAUGCUAAACGCCAACGAGUCACAGCUAUUCUUGAUAAGCUUAUAACGAUGACAAUAAAUGAGAAACAGAUGUAUCCUUCCAUUCAAGCAAAGAUAUGGGGGAGUCUUGGACAGAUAACAGAUCUACUUGAUGUAGUGCUGGACAGUUUCAUCAAAACCAGUGCCACAGGGGGCUUGGGAUCCAUAAAAGCUGAGGUUAUGGCAGACACAGCUGUAGCACUGGCUUCUGGAAAUGUGAAACUGGUUUCAAGCAAAGUAAUAGGGAGGAUGUGCAAAAUAAUCGACAAGACUUGUCUGUCUCCAACUCCUACAUUAGAGCAACACCUGAUGUGGGAUGAUAUUGCCAUUCUAGCACGUUACAUGCUGAUGCUCUCCUUUAACAAUUCUCUUGAUGUGGCAGCACAUCUCCCCUACCUCUUCCAUGUAGUUACUUUGUUGGUGGCCACUGGUCCUCUUUCCCUUAGAGCUUCCACCCAUGGCCUGGUCAUCAACAUCAUUCAUUCUCUGUGCACUUGUUCACAACUUCACUUUAGCGAGGAGACGAAGCAAGUUUUGAGACUUAGCUUGACAGAGUUCUCGCUGCCCAAGUUUUAUUUGUUGUUUGGAAUCAGCAAAGUGAAAUCAGCAGCUGUCAUAGCAUUCCGAUCCAGUUAUCGGGAUAGGUCAUUCUCUCCUGGUUCAUACGAGAGGGAGACUUUUGCACUGACUUCCCUGGAAACAGUUACUGAAGCUCUGCUGGAGAUCAUGGAGGCUUGUAUGAGAGAUAUUCCAACAUGCAAGUGGCUGGACCAGUGGACAGACCUAGCACAAAAGUUUGCAUUCCAAUAUAAUCCAUCUCUGCAACCAAGAGCACUUGUCGUCUUUGGCUGUAUCAGUAAACGAGUGUCGCAUGGGCAAAUAAAACAAAUAAUCCGAAUUCUUAGCAAGGGACUUGAGAGCUGUUUAAAAGGUCCUGAUAAUUACAACAGCCAAGUUCUUAUAGAAGCCACAGUUAUCGCACUAACCAAGCUGCAGCCACUUCUUAAUAAGGACUCUCCUAUGCACAAGGCCCUCUUUUGGGUGGCAAUGGCAGUGCUGCAGCUAGAUGAAGUUAACCUUUAUUCAGCAGGUACAGCACUACUUGAGCAAAAUCUACAUACCUUAGAUAGCCUUCGGGUAUUCAAUGACAAGAGCCCAGAAGAAGUAUUUAUGGAAAUCAGGAGACCUUUGGAAUGGCACUGCAAACAGAUGGAUCAUUUUGUUGGACUCAACUUUAACUCUAACUUUAAUUUUGCACUAGUAGGACAUCUUCUAAAAGGAUACAGGCAUCCCUCUCCUACCAUCGUAGCAAGGACAGUAAGGAUUUUACACACACUACUAGCUCUGGUUAACAAACAUAGGAAUUGUGACAAGUUCGAGGUGAAUACCCAGAGUGUGGCUUAUCUUGCAGCUUUGCUGACAGUGUCUGAGGAAGUUCGAAGUCGCUGCAGCCUAAAACAUAGGAAGUCUCUCUUGCUGACAGAGGUUUCAAUGGAAAAUGUUCCUAUGGAUACAUAUCCCAUACAUCACAGUGACACCAGCUGUAGGACACUAAAGGAAAACCAACCGUGGUCCUCUCCAAAGGGGUCAGACAGACAUCUUGCUGCCAAUUACCCCACAGUGGGACAGAUUAGUCCACGAACACGAAAAUCCAUGAGCUUGGAUAUGGGACAGCCUUCACAAGCCAACACUAAAAAGCUACUAGGUACAAGGAAAAGUUUUGACCACUUGAUAUCAGACACAAAGGCUCCUAAAAGGCAAGAAAUCGAAUCUGGGAUUACCACACCCCCCAAAAUGAGGAGAGUAGCUGAAAAUGACUAUGACAUGGAAACCCAGAGAAUAUCACCCCAACAACACCCACACCUUCGGAAAGUUUCUGUGUCUGAGUCUAAUGUCCUCCUGGAUGAAGAGGUCCUUACUGAUCCAAAAAUUCAAGCCCUGCUGCUUACUGUCCUUGCAACAUUAGUGAAGUACACUACAGAUGAAUUUGACCAACGAAUUCUUUAUGAGUAUUUAGCAGAAGCCAGUGUCGUCUUCCCAAAGGUUUUUCCUGUUGUGCACAAUUUAUUGGAUUCCAAGAUCAAUACCCUUUUGUCACUGUGCCAAGACCCAAAUUUGUUGAAUCCAAUUCAUGGGAUUGUUCAGAGUGUUGUCUACCAUGAAGAAUCUCCACCCCAGUACCAAACUUCUUACCUACAAAGUUUUGGAUUUAAUGGGUUGUGGAGGUUUGCUGGGCCAUUCUCUAAGCAAACACAAAUCCCAGACUAUGCUGAGCUUAUAGUGAAGUUUCUUGAUGCCUUGAUUGACACAUAUUUGCCUGGAAUUGAUGAGGAAACCAGUGAGGAAUCCCUACUGACGCCUACAUCUCCUUAUCCUCCUGCAGUGCAGAGCCAGCUUAGUAUUACUGCAAACCUUAACCUUUCUAAUUCUAUGACCUCACUCGCAACUUCCCAGCAUUCCCCAGGAAUUGACAAGGAGAAUGUCGAACUCUCCCCUACCACAGGACACUCCAACAGCGGAAGGACACGCCAUGGGUCCGCAAGUCAAGUGCAAAAGCAGCGAAGCGCUGGCAGUUUCAAACGUCACAGCUCUAAAAAGAUUGUGUGAAGCAUUUUUUUUUUAUAAACUGACUUAUGUACAUGGGCUUCACUAGUGGCCCUCCACCAGUUGUGAUGCUGCACUUAAUUCUUAACGUUCCCAUCCCACCAGCCAUGUUGCCAGAUGAUCAACUCUUAAAACAUUGCCUGAAUUUUAAUGCCUUCUUUUCUUUUCUUCUAUUUUUUGGUUUAAGCCAGUAUUUCAGAACCAUUCAACGGAACCAUUUGUAGAUCCUGAAGAACUUCGUAGAUGAAUGAAGUACGGAAUUCUUUAACAGUGCAGUACAGUAGCUGUCCAAAUAUGAAAGCCAUUUCUCAUAGACCGUUUUACCUUGCUUCUGUUAUAUGCCUUGUUUGUUUCUUCUUUAAAGGAAAGUGUUAAUGUUUAAUCCUGUUUUGCACACUUUUCAAAUUAAUGGCUUUAUGAGCCAGGGAAGUACUAUAAUCCUUGUUAAUUCAAACCCUUCAGAUUUUUAGCUGUGGACUUUUUUUUACCAUACUUAAAAGCAACCUUGAAAUUAGCCACAGUGCAGUAAACCUAACCUAAGGUGGUUGAUAAAUUACAUCUUUAGUAAUUAGCAAUAAAUUUAAGAGGAGGAGGAGGCCACUUGUGUCUCUUCAUUUGCCAGAAAGUAGCUUCAUAUAUUUGGAACUGUGUAUGGACCAGACUGGACAAACUGACUUUUUCCAAAGCAAAUUUUAUUUUUUGCUGAACUUUGACUGCACUAAAAGAAAUGGAUGUAUAGAGAAAAGUAAAUCAUCAAGAACUGACUAUUAAUUAUGCUCUCUUAGUAGCUGCUUGGAAAAUUUAUUACUUUUUUUGUUACCACAUAUCCUAUAUGUUACUUUUGCCCUUUCCACCAAUUUUAUGCACCUUCAAGUUCUGGCAGAAUAACUAUUUGUGAAAGUUGUAUGAAGUAACUUUCAACUCACUCAGAAUUUUGUUUAGCAAAACUGCAUGUGUGCUGCCCAUGCAAUGAUACAAAAUCAUUAAUGUUCACUUCAAUGCAAAAUGGUACAUGAAUUUAAAAAUAACUGACAUUUUUGUCAAAGACAGGUUUUGUAUGAAUGUUUGCAAUGCAAUUUCUGCUAUCAGCGUAGACAUUUCUCUCAAAUUUGUCUAGCAGAAUUUUCCAUUUUUUUUAAACUUGCAAAAAUUGUGUUUGGGGUUUAUACGAAGUAAACUGAAAUUGCUUUCUAUCACUGUGAAAGACUCAUCAACUUACAGUAGUAUAUUAACAAUGGAUGACUGUGAUAAUAUGCUGCUAUGUUGAAUGAUAUGUAAUGAAGUAGCACGCUGCAAAUACUAUCUCUAUGGACUAAAAAUGUGCGUAACAUUUUGAUCUCAGAGGUAAAUAUAAAUUCUGACAAAAGAGGGCAUGUCAUCUGGGUGCUCACUUUAGGGCUAAAUAUAUCUACUGUUAAUGCCAGGUGGUCCCUGUUGUAUGUUAGGAUUUAGCAAUUUAUGAAUGGCUUGAAAGAAAAAAGUAUAUAGUAUUUAAAAAAACAAACAAAAAAAACCCCUCCCAUAGUGCGAUUUCAGUAGUGGCUUUCAGUAAAUCAAACUCCACAGCUAAAUUAAUAGAGAAUGGUACAACUAAGUGUUCACAUUUUAUUGAUAUAGCACAUUAUUCACAUUUAUUCACACAGUAACAGUGUAACAUGUUUAUGUAAAUAAAAAUUUGCCUUUAUUGUAUUGAUUCAGAAAAUAACAAUUUAAUUUUUUUAAUUUGUUUACAGUCCUGGAAAAACUAUGAACACAAACUUAAUAUGCAAAUAGUUUGCCAAAAUAAGAGGAAAACUUAGAAUUAGUAGUUAUCUUGAAAUAGAUAUGUUGGAAAAUAUUGAAGACUUGUGCAAUUAACCAAACUUUUUUUAUUCUUGAUCACGUAGGAGCUGCAGUAGAAACUUAAUUAUUAAAAUUCUACAAAAGCUAUGUAUGAAAUGGGUUAUGAGGAUAGAACUGAAUUUAGGAAUAGAGCAAUGACCAAUGCCAGGUACUAAGCUGCUAUGCAUUCAUAACCUUGGAUAUCACAGAUAAAAUCUCUUCCAUCUAGUACAUCCAAUUGUGUAGUAGUCAGUUUCAAAAUCUGUCAGUUUAAAACCUUGAUCAUAUUGAAUCAAGCUAAUUCUAGCCCUGUCAGUUUUCUCAGUGUUGAGUUUUGUUAAAGAUAAUGAAUCCUAAACAAAACUCACUAAUACAUUUUUUCUCACCAUAAGGCGGGGAAAUCUUUUUAAGGUAAUAUGCUGUUAGAAAAUAGAAGCUUUUAGCUCUUUCAGUUUCCCUGGUGAGCUAAUUUUAAAAAAUAUUGCUUUUUUCAUGUUUAUUACCAAAUCAGUUUGGGUUGGGUUGAGUGUAUUUAAAACUACCUUUUCCAGAGUUCUGAGAUUGCCUGAAGAAAUUGGAAUUCAUAAAAACUAUGUGCAUUUGAAAUGUGUAUGUUGUGAAAUCAAAAUACAGUGAUCAAAAUUAUCCUUCAUGUGACAACCACAGGAGUCUCUCAAUAUCCACUUGACCAAAACUGAUUCCAUGUAAAAUAGGCAAUAAAAAGUAACUCACCAUAGUAAAAUGUCCUUGGGUGGGAGGGAUUGUCUCAACAUUUCUACCAUUAAGUUGGGUCAGAAGAUCUGAACCUUCUAGAGCAGGGGUGCCAAACUCAUUUGGAGGUGAAGGCUGUAUUCUAUGGUUUAUUCUAGUCUGUGGGCCAGCGUAUAAAUUCAGGACCAUAUAUAUACUCUCCACACUGUACAGUGGAACAGCCACCAGUGUUGGUCGGAGGGUUACAAAGAGAUCAAGGGAAGAACAUGGUCUUUAUAUAGUGACUAACCAUCUAGUGAUAAGUUAUUUGUUCAGUGCCUUAUUGUCACAUUCUUCACUCAGAAAAUCUGCUCCCCAGUAGACCCACUGCUACAUGUUCUUUCUUAAUUCCUUACUCUCCUUUCUUGUUUUUUUCCCCCUUUUCUUGUCUGAGACUUCUGCCCUUUUCUCUGCAUUUCUUUCCCUGUGGCAACUGCCACUUCUCAAUACAGUGCUUCACUCCCUCCCCCGGCACCUAUUUCUUUUACUAAAAUGGUCAGUGAUUAAAUAGUUAAUAUCGAGCCUGAAGUAUCACUGGGCUUCUGGUACUCCAGUCCAAUUAACAGGGAACAGAGGAGUUCACACCUGAGUCAUUGUUUCAGACAGCUGCAGACUCAGCAGCCAUCACUGCAUUGGUUACACUCUGUUUGUGGGCCCUAGACACUUUGAUUUACAGGAAAGCUUAGAUUUUGGAGACUCUGCUUCUGACAUGCGGACCACAUAAAUACAUCACGGGGACCGUAUGUUUGACACCCCUGUUUUAGAGCAUGUUUAUCCAUUAUGCAUUAACCACAUUAAGUACUGUAAAGAAGAUUGACAUCUUAUUGUUUGUGUUUGUAUUUUCCCUGACUUAAAGUUAACUCGGUAGUAUUUUAAUAGUGCAUAACCUACCUGUUAAUUAUACCAAUGCUUCUGCUUUAAUGUGCAUGCAAUUUAUUUUCCAUGAAAGGAAACAUUUCAAAUAAGUAUUGUGGACUGAGCAUUUAGGAAAGUGCCAGUGCUCUAUUCCUAAUUGGUUUGUAGCUUUUAGGGCUUUUUCUGUUUCAUUCUAAGGUUAAUAUUUUUCAGAUGUAAUUAAGCACGUUUUAAUGUUAUGCAACAGACUUACCACAGAAAGUCACUUUUAGUGUUGGCCACACAAUUUUUUUUAAUGCAGUAUAUUCACCUGUAAAUAGAUUUUGUGUAAAAUUUGACAAAGUAUAUUUACUACACUGUAAAUACAUGUGACAAUAUAUUGUAUUAUUUUGCUUUUUUGUAAAGCAGUUAGUUGCUGUAUAUGUAUAACAUACAAAUUUGAUUAUUCUAGUGUUAGUAAUUGUUAACUACUACUUCUCCUUCCUGCUGGUGCGUUAUGUCAUUUAAAGAAGAAAAAAUGCUGUGUACUAUAAACUUACACUGUGUAUGAUAACUUACUAUUUCCAUUUGGGCCUCAACUUUGAAAAUGUUUCCUUGAUUUACAAUCCUGUUAAUAUUGUAAGCAAGUGUGCAGCAGCCGGUGAGAAUCCUGCUGACUCGAACACAGUUGGUAACUUGUAGGUAAAACUGUAGAAAUUAUGGUUUCAAAUAAUUGUUGUUCACCCUAUUUUCCCCUCAUGUAUGUACUUCCCUUUUUUUGAAGUAAAAUGUAAAUUCAACCUG
Molecule: messenger RNA, 12970 nt
Organism: Mauremys reevesii (Reeves's turtle)
Lineage: Eukaryota; Metazoa; Chordata; Testudines; Geoemydidae
Gene: NF1
Product: neurofibromin 1
Exons: 59
Coding region: 197-8764 (2855 amino acids)
Biological process (GO): regulation of GTPase activity
Source: RefSeq, a predicted model, not a curated record